This is a messenger RNA of Condylostylus longicornis, 2743 nucleotides long. RefSeq names its product protein brown. Lineage: Eukaryota; Metazoa; Arthropoda; Insecta; Diptera; Dolichopodidae. The record is from RefSeq and is a predicted model, not a curated record. Gene Ontology annotation, cellular component: plasma membrane. Gene Ontology annotation, molecular function: ATP hydrolysis activity; ATP binding; ABC-type transporter activity. Bases 590 to 2536 code for a protein of 648 amino acids. The transcript is spliced from 9 exons.
UAUAUGAAGGCAUACGUUUUACCACAAAAAGAUGAUUUAACUGACUUCAGUUGAGUUUUAUCAAUCGUAGGGUGCGUUUCAGUCUCGAUAUAUAGGAGUAUUAUUGAUGGUAUCGGGGAUUAGAUAAAUUCGCGGAUAUAAAUAUGCACAAUAAAAAUUUAGUACUAAAAUAAUUUUCUAAGCAAUAUGUUCUAAUCUAAGCAAUUACUAAAAAGUAAAUCAUAAAAACUCUUAAGUCUUAACAGAAUUUCGGUCGGUAGGUUUCGGUUUACAACACAAUGUGCAGUUAAUAAUCGUGUCUUUGAGGUUUUAGUGUUAUCAUGAAUAUUAAAAUUGUUAUUUUUAAUUAUGUGAAAAACUACUGUUUUUAAUGAUUUUUAAGAUAAUAAGUGAAAUUAAAUUCUUAGUAAAUAUUCAGAAAUAGGGGAAAAAAAUCCUAAAACUACAAUAAUUGGAUUAAACUCGUUUGCACAUAAAAUAAAGAAAAAGUGUUAUCUUUAAAUAAUAAGAACCUUGAGAAAAGUUAAUGACCUGCAUUUGACCGCGGAGAAGAAAAAUUUUUUUAACUAAUUUAUAUAGAAAGUAAAAAAUGAAUAAGCCUGAACUUUGCUUGCAAUGGAAGGAUUUAGAAUAUUCUGUUCCAAUUAAACAAGAUCUUAGAACUAGAUUAAAGUUUUGGCAGUGUCACAGAAAACCAGAAGAGUUACAAAUUCUAAGACCAGCAAGCGGUUGUUUAAUAACUGGAAAUUUAAUAGCAGUACUUGGUCCCAGCGGAUCUGGAAAAACAACUCUAUUAGCUGCAAUAUCACAACGUCUACGUGGUAGUGUUAAUGGUGAUGUUUUGUUAAAUGGAUUGAGAAUCGAUCAAAAUGAAAUGACAAAAAUAUCUAGCUUUCUUCCGCAAUAUAGUAUUUCAGUUCGAACACUUACUGCCUAUGAACAUUUAUAUUUUGUUUCCCAUUUCAAAAUGGAUAAGUCAACUAGAACAAUUGAUAAAAAAUAUCGUGUUAAUCAAAUUUUAAUUAAAGUUGGUCUUAAAGAUUGUGCCGACACGAGAAUAUUUCAUUUGUCUGGUGGAGAAAAGAAAAGAUUAAGUCUCGCAGAAGAGCUUAUUACAGAUCCACCUUUUAUAUUUUGUGACGAACCAACAACUGGUUUAGAUAGUUAUAAUGCAUAUAGUGUGAUAAAAACUUUACGACAAUUAACACAACCAGGUCGUAAAUUAAAAGUAUCGGAGUCAAGUGUUAGUGCAUUUUUAGAGAGUAAUAAUGAAAAUAUUGAAAUGAAAAUCAUGACACCGCAAGAAGAGAGUUUUCAUUGGUCGAAAUCGUCUGGUUUAGAUGAAGAUUUUAGAAAACAAUAUGCAAAAGGAAUUAUUUGCUCUAUUCAUCAACCAACAUCUGAAGUCUUUGAAUUGUUCACACAUAUCGUUUUGAUAAGCAAUGGUCAAAUUUUAUAUCAAGGGAGCACAGAUGAUGCUUAUAUAUUUUUCUCAAAGUUAGGAUUUUAUUGUCCAAGGAAUUGUAAUCCAGCUGAUUUUUAUUUAAAAUUAAUAACAAGUGAUAAUGGUGAAAAUAAAUGUAAUGCUAUCAUUAAAAAUAAUUAUGAACAAGAAUAUGAUAAUUGUAGUCGUAUUGAAUGGGAAUAUUUUGGUCCAGAUAGUUUGAAUCAAGUUAAUAACAUAAGAAAAAUUUCGUGGUUUUAUCAAGUAUAUUUGCUUGUUAAAAGAAUUGGUAUAGAGACACGUCGCAAUAUUAAAGAAACAAUAACAACUGCAGCAUUUUUUAUGAUCACAUCAUUUACAUUAGCAAUUAUGUAUUCAACUGUUCAAGGAUAUAAUCAGAUAACUGUUAGUGAUAUAACAGGAUCAUUUUUUAUGAUAUCAUCUGAAAUAAUAUUUACAUCAUCAUAUGCACAUGUACAUGAAUUUUCACAAUUAUUGCCAAUAUUGCGGCGUGAAACUGGUGAAGGAACGUAUAGUUUAUCAGCUUAUUAUAUGGCAAAUGUAAUUGCAUUAAUACCAAAACCAUUCAUAUAUAGUUAUUUAUUUUUUGGUGUUAUAUAUAGUAUAAUUAAAUAUUCAAAAGGAUUUCUAACAUAUAUAUCAAUGGCAACGACAUUAUCUGUAUCUGGAUUAACAGCUAUAGCCUAUGGUACAUUUAUUUCAAGCAUAUUUGAAUCAGAGAAGAUGGCAUCUGAAAUGGCAGCACCAUUUGAUUUAGUUUUUUUAGUAUUCGGUGGUAUUUAUUAUAAUGUUAAUGCAGUACCAUUAAUGAAAUAUAUUUCAUUAUUUUAUUUUGCUAAUGAAGGUCUUCUAUACGAUUAUUGGAGUGAUGUUACAGAUAUAGAUUGUCCAAUACAAAGUAGUAUGCCAUGUGUUAGAAAUGGAACAGAUGUUAUCAUAAAAUAUGCAUUCAGUACAAGUCCACUAACAUUAAUUAUAGAUUAUUUUGGAUUACUUGCAUUAGCCAUAGUAUUUCACGCAAUUGCUUUUUUUAAUGUUAACCGAUAUGUUAAGAAAUUUGGAUACUAUUGAUGGAAAUUGAUUUUAUAAUGAUUUUGUAAUAAUUGUUAACUAUAUUUAGUAGUCAAGUUAUAGUUUAAAUUCAUAAUAAAUUAAUUAUUAAAUAAAUAUUAGAUUAAGAAAAACGUGAACUGAAAGAGGGACACAAAGUUAAAAUUGAUUAGUGUUUUUUAGUAAAUGAGCAUUUCUUGCCUUAAAUAAAAUGCAAUUCUAUUGUUA